Dinoponera quadriceps is the source of this 1929-nucleotide messenger RNA. It is a transcript of the gene Sap30, whose product is annotated as histone deacetylase complex subunit SAP30 homolog. Gene Ontology annotation, cellular component: histone deacetylase complex. Gene Ontology annotation, biological process: regulation of DNA-templated transcription. Gene Ontology annotation, molecular function: transcription coregulator activity; protein binding. Bases 1218 to 1748 code for a protein of 176 amino acids. The record is from RefSeq and is a predicted model, not a curated record. The transcript has 3 exons. Lineage: Eukaryota; Metazoa; Arthropoda; Insecta; Hymenoptera; Formicidae.
AACGGCUAAAAGGAUUCUCUCGGCUUCGAAUAUCGCGACCCCACGCUACUCGUGCGGCAUACGGACAACGUACGGGGAAAAUCUCCAUUACCAUUGGCCUAUUUCAGAUAAGCCGCAAAAAGUAAGCCAAUCAGCGCCGACCUUUUAUGUUUUGGUGCGUUUCUUUUUCGCCCCCACCAGAUAAAAUGUCGGCCGGCCGAAAGGGCGGGAAAAUGCGUGUGUGCGAAGCGGCUCGCGCGGCGACGAAUGCGGCCGCGAUCGCGGUUUUCGCGACGGCCCCGGUCAAGAUCUGCACGUCUCAUGAGCGGACCCGGAUAUCGCGUAUCGUUUCGCGUGCCGACUCGUCCUUACGGCCGAGUACGCGAAAACGUUGAGGUUAGGCACCGUUUCUAUAGUAGAUGGAGCCAUCGGACCGGGAACGUCGCGGCGGAGGGCUGAGCAGCGCCGCCAACUGCGCGCGCAGAGAACACCAGCGCGCGCGCCGAGCGAGCCCCGGCAUCUGCGCGCCGCCGGGAAAUCACCAGAUCGACUGGCACACCUGUCUCGGCUCGCGCGCGGCAAGGAGCGACGGACGGUCGGCACCGCGGCGAUGGCGCGUCUACUCGUGUUCGCGACGUAGCCGGCUUGAUGAACCGGGGGGCGACGGGGGAGGUUGAAACAGUGGAUGAACGCGCAGUACAACACAGGCUGGCGGGUGUGCGUUUCGCUCUGUCGUUGAAUUUCUUUCCCGCUGUGUGAUAUCGCGCGGACGGCUGUUACCGCGUGUCGAGCACCGGUAUAUGGUGAAAAUUCGGCGUAGCUCAAGAGACGAUAAUCAACGAGCGCGAACUCGCUGCGUUCUAACGCGCUGCGCGCUUUCGACGCUCGUCGGCUGAGCGAGGCGCGAAGUUGCCGAGACUGGUUGCGGAUUCUAAUUCCGGCUUCGCGAUGCGCCCCGUGGCGUCCCGCUAAGUGUCAGUUCUCCGAGCAUCCCUACGAAGAAGCGCACAUCGGCCGGUAAGCGGGCGGGCGGGCGAGACGGGCGCACCUCCUGCCGCGCGAAUGACUGCAUCGGGUGAGAGCGCGGGACGGAAUUAUGCGCGAAGGCGAGCGACGUCAAGCUUGUUGUCAGUGUCGUAACUUGACCGGCCGAUCGACUUUUGAUACGCGUCUUCGGUACCUACAACGGAACGCGCAACUUGGGUAGUCGGCAACAGCGUCAGCAUCAACGUGAUAGAAUGAACGGAUUCAGCACCGGCGAGGAAGAUUCUCGAGGAGCGGCCGAUCAGAUCUGUUGCCUCGUCGACGAGGGCGAGCAAUGCUUUCGCCCGGCUGGCAACGCGUCUUACAGCAAACGUAUCCAGAAGACCGUCACACAACGGCGACUCAAGCUCAAUCUUGAUCACAUGGCACGUCACACAUACAUUUGCGACUACCAUAAACAAGUGAUCCAGUGUGCAAGGACUAAACAGCAGCAGCAGCGGAGACGCAAGGAUUCCGAGGAGGAUUCGGGUGAAACUGAUAAUGAUCUUCCGGAAGUCGAUCUCUUUCAACUGCAAGUCGGCACUCUGAGGCGAUAUAAAAGGCAUUAUAAGGUUUCCACACGCCCAGGGCUCAAUAAAGCUCAGUUGGCAGAUACUCUCAUGAAGCAUUUCAAAACUAUCCCAGUGGUGGAGAAGGAAGCCCUGACCUUUUUCAUAUAUACGGUCAAGACCAAUGCGAACAAGCUCGAUCAGAAGAAUGGUUUGAGCAGUAGUGACACGACGUAGCCUGGCGUCAACGUGGCUGCUCUAUUCUAAUAAUCUAUCGAUCGACCACGCAGUAACUUAUAGAAUAAGUCAUAUGAUAACAUGUCUGUUUUUACUUGUUAAUACACAUGUAUUUUAUAAGAGAAAUACUAUGUAUAGAAGUAUAUAUGUAUAUAAUAUAUCAGAUGUCAUAAUUACUACA